Messenger RNA from Lactuca virosa, 339 nucleotides. The record is from the annotation of a GenBank genome assembly. NCBI's taxonomy places the organism in Eukaryota, Viridiplantae, Streptophyta, Magnoliopsida, Asterales, Asteraceae.
AUGAAUUCAGUUCCAUUUUCUUUCCUCCCUUCAGUUGGCGAUCUAACACCACUGAUCGUCAAUGUUUCCCGCAUCCUAGUCGCCAACAUGGGUGAUACUGAUGGUAAAGACGAGAAGCAUGAAGCACUACCAUCUGGAUCUGCAUUUCGUGACGAUGCAUCUGAAUCCUUUUGUUAUGCAGCGGAAGAUGACGAAGAAACCCAAAUACAUUUGGGUCCCAAAAUUAGCAUCAAAGAACACCUCGAAAAGGAUAAGGUAUCACUGCUGCUUACACAAGCUCGCAGACCAUUUGAUUCAAACAGAAGAAUGAUGUUGCGACCGAUUCAAGAAAAUGGUUGA